Pseudomyrmex gracilis is the source of this 5795-nucleotide messenger RNA. It is a transcript of the gene simj, whose product is annotated as transcriptional repressor p66-alpha. Gene Ontology annotation, biological process: negative regulation of transcription by RNA polymerase II. The record is from RefSeq and is a predicted model, not a curated record. Bases 685 to 2610 code for a protein of 641 amino acids. The transcript is spliced from 9 exons. Gene Ontology annotation, cellular component: NuRD complex. Lineage: Eukaryota; Metazoa; Arthropoda; Insecta; Hymenoptera; Formicidae.
GUUUUACGCUUGCGAGUGCGUGCGUGCGCCUGACGACGGGGAGGAUAAGGCUUGGGCGGUGUGUGAGCCAUGUGCCUGCUAAGCGUCGCGUGCGAUCGCGAUUCGGCGAGCAGUGCGUGCCGCCGGUAAGAACGACGACGACCACGACGACGACGACGACGAUUGCAAUGACGGCGGUAACGACAACGACGACGACGACGCUCGGCGAGCAGGCGAACAGAUAGACACAAAGUGUGACCGAGUGCGACGCGUGUACACUGACCUCGAGUACGUGAUGCGUGCGCGCCAUGUCGCUUAGGUGAACAGAGCAAGUGCUACGACAACGAGGAGUUGGGUGUAUCGUGUUGCAUGUUAACGCGUCUUGUGUUCCUCGUGAAGUAAUACGAGGUGUGAAGUGAAGUGAGCCGAGUGGUGCGAGAGAGAGAGAGAGAGAGUGCAGCCGCACCGGCAAACCGGACUUCACGCCGUACAAUUUUAAUUAUUGUGCGGCUCGCGUUCACAGUGUGUCACAAAGGGAUAGACAUUUUUGUAAAAAAAAAAAAAAAACACAGAAAAAACAAACGAAAAGCGUGACGAGAAGAGACAGGACAGAAGGAACAAUCAGCUCCGACGCGCGGCUGAUUUAACCGCGAUCGACCUUCUCUUAGUGGAGUGACCGCUGUCAAAAAAAACGGGGAAAAAAAAAUGGAGGCCAUGGAUGUGGACGGAGACUCGGUGGUGGAUUUGAGCAUCAGCAGCGGUAGACGCAAUUCUCCGUCUCUUUCUGUGAAUUCCGGAGACAUUCCUCUGGACCUGGGUGUCCAUUUCUCCGCUAGUUCCAAUCUGGAGAACAACUUGCCGGAAGCACGUAACAUACAAAACGCGGCGCGGGGUAUUCUGGCGCCCAAGCGAUCGCACGGGGACGAUCGCAAGCCGCGACGCAAUCUCAGACCGAGAAUCGAGAGGAGUUACGCGGAAAGUCCAGACGAAUCCAGAAUGAACGGCUAUUUAAAUGGAAAUGCGUCGGACAGCGACGAAGGCGAUAUGCCACCGAUGCUGCCAAUCAAGGAACUGUCGUCGGACGAGUUGGCCGAACGCGAAAGGUCGCUCAGAAAGUAUCGGGAGGAGCUCAAGUUGGAGGAGAUGAAACUCGUUCUACUGAAGAAGCUGCGUCAGUCCCAACAGCUGAAGGAGAACAUCGCAGCGGUGCCGAGCAAGGGACCCAGCAAACUACCGCCGCCGGUAGCGGUGCAGCAGGUGCCCCACAGAACAGGGAAAGCGCCGCCACCGUUACUUAGAGGUCAGCCCGCACCGAGCAGAAGCAGUAGUCUACACGCUCCACCCCCCGGCUUGGUACUGCCUCCCAAUGCUGGUCGAAACACUAUCUCGAGCACGGGGAUGCCGCCGAACAUGGUGAUACCACAGCCACCUCAUCCCCGAGGAAGACCACCUGCCGUGGCAGCGUCGACUGUGUCUAGUUAUCACGCGCCGACAGACAGAACAGAGAGAUCCACGAAGGAUCCAACGCCAACUCCAGCGCAUCAAGUAAGUAAGCUGCUUGCUGGAUCACAAGAAAAUAAAACCACCGCAUCCUUAAGCACACCUGUGAAUUCGGAACAGGAGAGAACGUCACGCGAGGAAACGCCCGCACAACGUCAAGCGGCCGCGAAGAUGGCUCUGAGGAAACAGCUCGAGAAGACAUUGUUGCAAAUACCGCCGCCGAAACCGCCGCCUCCGGAGAUGCACUUCGUGCCAAACCCCUCCAACACAGAGUUCAUAUACUUGGUCGGUUUGGAGCACGUGGUCGACUUCAUAACGAAGGAACCGGCCGUCCCGCCGCCUCCCGAGCCCUUCGAGUGCUCGCAGUGCAAGACGGACUUCACGCCAGUCUGGAAAUGGGAAAAACCGAUGGCUGGCGGUAAGAAGGACAGUCCGAGAGGACAACACGCGACCUUCCAACGGCCGGCGGCAGGUCGUGAUCCGAGAGUCAUAUGCGAGCACUGCGUCACAACUAACGUGAAGAAAGCAUUGAAAGCAGAGCAUACAAAUCGGUAUGUUAUUAUGAAUAGGUUAAAAACUGCUUUCGUGAAGGCGCUGCAGCAGGAGCAAGAAAUAGAGCAAAGGUUAGCGCAAGCGCCGUGUCCGAGUCCGGAUCCUCCGGCACCGAAACCAGUUCCUAAAGCAGCCACUCCUACAAGAAGAGUGGCCACACCGCCUGCUCCUCCGCCGCAGGUACCACCCGCGCCCACGUUGACGCCGACACCUCCAGCGCCGAAGUUGCCGGAACAUCCCUUGAUGAAACUGACUGAAAGCGGGAAGUUCAACGCGCAUGCAGCUGCCGCGGCAGCCUUGCAGCAACAGUUGCUCAGAGAAUUGGCAAAGAAUCCAGUAGCGGGCUUACCGCCGCAUCAGCCUCUCCCCGCUCACAUGAUGCCGCAUUUUACCUCGAUAUUGUAUCCGUAUCAGCUAGCAAUGGCGCAGGCCGCCGGUGGAAAGGGUCUUGUCGAGUUGCAACGACAGGCCGCCGAUCUCCAACGUCAGUAUCUGCUCGACAUGAUUCCAUCGCAAGCGUCCCAAGCGCAGAACAAUCAGGCACCACCGAGAGCUCAUCCGCACAAUUGGAAAACGUAACCGGACGCAUUUAACAAGGGAUAACGCGACAGUAAAAAAAACAAAAAAAAGCUAAUCAAUUGAGUGAUGUGUGCAGCAGAAGAACACAGACAGUUCCAAGGAAAGUUCUGAGGAGCUUAGUUAAAAAAAAAAAAGAAAAAAAAAAGAAGUGUUUUGCAGUUUGAGAGAUUGAACUCUCUGUUGUACGUCCUGAACGUUCACGCCAAUCGCUGCAUCAAGUGUGUUCUCGGUUAAGGUGAAAAGCUCAACUUGAUAUAUGCAGGAGUAACCGAUGCUCGUUAGCAAUGUAUAAAAAGUAAUUAAUAGUUGUGAAUAUGUCAAUUGACGUAUACGUUUUCUGACUUUCUUGUUAUCUAAAGGGUCGAAGUUUUAUUUCCGUCAUCGGAACGCAAUGUCUGGACACGUAUGUAUUUAACACGCAGUUUAACGUAACCCCACCACAUGAGUUUGAACACACACACACAGAGAGAGUUAUGAUGAAGUGGUUGUUUGUCGUUCAGCAGAAAUCAACACGAAACUUUCCGGAAUCGAAAUUUUCUCUUUCUUUCUUUUAAUAUUUCUUUUAAUAUUUCGCAUACACACACACACACACACACGUACACGUACACACACACACACACACACGUGAUUAUUUUACGCGUUUCGUUACACUCGAUAUAUUAAAACUAAACGUAAUGACUAAUCUAAGCAUAUUGUCAAACAUAUUGUGUAAAUGCAAAAAAUUGCUUGAAUCAUUACAUAUAGAGUUGCCUAACUGUGAAAAAUGUUUACUCGUACGCGUGCCAUCACACAUCACGCGGAGUUAGUUAGACGACUCUGUUGUGCAAUUUAACAUUUAAAGAACCAAAUACAUUUGCAAGGCACUAAAUAAAUCAAUAAUACCUGUAAAUGAUGACGAAGGGAAUCAGGCGGUUAAUAAUAAUAUAAUAAUAAUAAUAAUAAUAAAAUAAUAACGAUAAUGAUAAUUAUAAUAAAAUAAUAUACAUAAGAGGAUAAUCGCGCGCGGAUGAGAGAGGGGUGGUCACGAAACGUUAAUACGAGGUAACGAAGUUGAUGGAAAGAAUCUUUUUAGGCCCUUAGAUAGUUAAGUCGUUUUUUGCCGCUGGUGUGUUUUGCGCAUGACGCACUCGUCGUUUGCGCACCCAACCGGCAGUACCUGUACUAUGUGUAUAUCUUUAUUUUCUCCGAACUGUAUUUUUAAGGCGAGUUUAAAACAUAAAAAAAGAAUAGAACUCUCCGUAGCUAUAUUAUAAAAACAGAAAAGAAGGAAAAAAAAAAUAAUGAAUUUGUAAGAAAGCGCGUGAGUGAUGUGAGCCAGCACACAUGUGACAAGUGUAUAGCAAUCUUUUUUUCUCUCUCUCUCUCUUUCUGUCUCUCUCUUUCUGUCUCUCUCUGUCUCUCUCUCUCUGUCUCUCUCUCUCUGUCUCUCUCUCUCUCUCUCUCUCUCUCUCUCUCUCUCUUUCUCUUUCUCUCUCUCGAUUAAACGGCGAGGUUUUUACCGGAGAGGUGGACGCGGGUGGUGUUAUAUUCGCGCGCGGAUACUUUACUCGCGCGACGAGGUCACACGGGUUAAGUCACAGGCUCGCGCGAGAAUAAUUCAGGCGAGGUUCUAAUUUACGCGAUUCAACUCGCACUACUGUUCUUCGGAUAGACGAAAAGAAAACGAGAUUCGAAACGAGGUGUUAUUUGAUAGAUCUUGGGCUUGGUGUGUCGACGCAGCGCGAUUGAGUUUUUCAUAUUACAUUUUUGAUGUAAAAGUAUUUAAAGAAACUUCAUUAGAGAGGGGAAGAUACGUAAUCGCGAGAUUUUUGCGAAUUGUCAACAACAAACACAGUAACAACAACAAAAAUCGGCGCCGAUCGCCAAAUCUUCAUGACGUCCUUCUGUAAGUCUGCACUUGAACGAGUUAAAAAUUACCGGCACCUUGUCUCCCUUUCCCCCCACCCCCCAGCAAUACUAUCACAAUUAUUACCGAUAUCCUGCCCAUCCCCUAUUCCCUUCACACUAAAUAAAUAGUCUGAUUUCAUUGAUUCUGGGGCUAAAGCGAUCUUGGUCGUACAUAUUUCCGAAUCAAUUAAAUAUAUAGUAACUAUAGUCUUGAUAUUUCUUGGUAUUAUGAUACAACUUAAUAAACUAAAAUAGCGCAUAAUCAUCAUCAUCUCUUUGUACUACGUGAUAGAUUUUGAAACUCGUACUUGAUAUACAUAUACACCAUAAAUAAGUCUAACGAUCGCAUAAUAGAUCAAGAUCUGUGUUUUUUGUGUAAGAGAAAACGUAAAAAAAGUAAAACUAUGUCGUCAACUAAUUAAACCAAACCGUCAUCGGGCACUACCGUCAUCGUCGUUAUCUUAAGAUGUAAAAUCCUGCAGAAAAAAAAAAAAAAAACCAAUGUGUGAUGGGGUAACGCGAAAAAAGACAAGAGGAGAUGUAUAUCCCUUAUAUGUGCUUGAUAUUUGCCUGGGAAAAAAAAAAAACUCGAGCAAUAUUGCGUAUAAUUUCGACAAUUAAGGAAAUUAUUUUCAAACCGUCUCUCAGAUAUAAAAAGUAAAAAAGACAAAAAUUGAAAAAAAUUUAAUAUAAAUAUUGUUUAUUUAUAUGUAAAUUAAAUAUGAGGAUAUAAUUAACACAAAUUUGUGGAAUACUACAUAUAUAUUUUUCUCUCAAGAGUUGUAAAUAUCUCGGAUAAAUGCGAAACCAAACUUUCGGCUCAAGUUUCGCAUGUUACAAUUCGUGAAUAUUUUUCUACUAUUUUUAACAAAACUAUGAAAAAGUUCAGUUCUUAUGCAAAUGUGUAUGUUUUGUUUUUUUUUUUUAAUUAUUAUUUUAUAACCGUCAUUUAUACGGCAUUGAAGCAACUUCCAAAUUUUUUGGAUUUCGACAGUUUUUUGAGAUUCUGUUAGAUAAUGUUGAUGAAGAGAUGUAAUCGCUAAUAAGAUAAAAGGAUUGAUUUCCGGACACGUUUAUCACGUGAACGCGUUCAUUCGUAUUCAGUUCUAAGUGCGAUCGUGUUUCGCAUCAUUUGAAAAAAGCCUUUUUUUCUCUUUUAGUUUUAUUUUAAUAAGUUAAAUUAAAGCGUAAAUCUUAUCGUCGUGUUAUUUUUACGAAUUUCUUAAAUAAGAAUAAAUAUGUAAUAUAAUUUUUCAUAUGUAAUUAUGAUUCUACAUAAUAUAUUAGUAGGACAUAAA